CAAGCAUUUACUCUGUAUUACAAUACCUCUAACUACCGCUACCAUAUUAGAACUAGAAGUACCAAUUUUUCUGUACGUCUUCACAAUCUAAUAAAAUCACUUAUUUCUCGUUUCUUUUCAAAACUCCGAUAAUCGCAAGGCGGCCGGAGAAAAACAUGAGCGGCGAAUACGACUAUUUGUUCAAGCUUCUUUUAAUCGGCGACUCGUCGGUCGGCAAGUCUUGUCUUCUUCUCAGAUUCGCUGAUGAUGCGUAUGUGGACAGCUAUAUAAGCACUAUUGGAGUUGAUUUUAAAAUUAGGACAGUGGAGUCAGAUGGAAAGACAAUCAAGCUUCAAAUCUGGGACACUGCUGGGCAGGAGCGAUUUCGGACCAUAACUAGCAGUUACUAUCGUGGAGCCCAUGGGAUUAUUAUUGUGUACGAUGUUACUGAUAUGGAGAGCUUCAACAAUGUGAAGCAGUGGCUUAACGAGAUUGAUAGGUACGCAAGUGACAACGUUUGCAAGCUUUUGGUCGGGAACAAAUGUGAUUUAGCUGAUAGCAAAGUUGUUGAUACACAGACAGCUAAGGCCUUUGCUGACGAGCUCGGAAUUCCUUUUCUUGAGACGAGUGCAAAAGAUUCGAUCAAUGUGGAACAGGCUUUCUUGACUAUGACUGGGGAGAUUAAGAAAAAGAUGGGAAACCAGCCAACUGCAAGCAAUACAACUGGUCGAGUCCAGAUUACGGGUCAGCCAAUUGAGCAGAAUGGUAACUGCUGUGGUUAGAUGUGCUUUGUUUUACUUUGUGAGUGUAGAAGUUCUGUACAAAUAUAACAUACGUCUAUUAAAUGUCCCUGAACUACUGCAGAGAUUGGCUAUGUUUCUAUUCGUACUUAAACUAUACUCUUUAUGGUUGAUGAUAUCCUCUUUAAGGCCACUCAUAUUAUUGCUCAUACUUACAUGCAUCUACAAAUGGAGUUUACUAUGAUUUAGUAUUUGGUGAUUUUCUCUUAAGAUUUCUGUGAAUGACAU
Molecule: messenger RNA, 1007 nt
Organism: Striga asiatica
Lineage: Eukaryota; Viridiplantae; Streptophyta; Magnoliopsida; Lamiales; Orobanchaceae
Source: the annotation of a GenBank genome assembly